Molecule: messenger RNA, 2403 nt
Organism: Laccaria bicolor S238N-H82
Lineage: Eukaryota; Fungi; Basidiomycota; Agaricomycetes; Agaricales; Hydnangiaceae
Product: glyoxal oxidase
Exons: 5
Coding region: 1-2403 (800 amino acids)
Source: RefSeq, a predicted model, not a curated record
AUGUUGCUCUCCCCAUUGUCCUUGCUGGCGCUAUGCCUCGCGUCCGCAUCGUCCCCUGUCUCUGCGAUCACAGCAGGCUCUCUCGUGGAUGGAGGGAACAGUCUAAUUAGUGCGAUGAUGUUGUUCGUUGGUAAUGAAGAAAAGGUGUACAUUCUAGACAAGGCGGAGAUGAACGCUGCCGUUAUCAAUGGCCAUCCCGCUUGGGGAGCAGUAUGGGAUAUAAAUUCGCAUAAAACAACUGUGAUGGAUGUGCCGUCCAACGUGUUUUGCGCAUCCGGCAUGCACCUACCGAAUGGAUCAUAUGUUACUUUCGGCGGAAACAACGCGGUCGCACCAGGAGGAGGGCUUGGCUCGCAAGUAUACCCAGGUGGAGGGUCAGCAAGUUGGGACUCGACAUUACAGGAUUUCGAUGGUUCACGAUCGAUUCGUAUACUAAACCCAUGCACCAGUGCCGACAAUUUCGCGUCAUCGAACUGUCAAUGGUUUGAUGACUCGACACUCCUUGCCAUGCAGAAGCAACGAUGGUAUUCAGCGGCAGAGCCUCUCGGCGAUGGCACCGUUGUGAUUAUUGGGGGCUUUGUUCUUGGGGGAUACGUCAAUCGUAUGUACCCCAACACUGACCCACACACAUUCGAAUUUUUCCCUGCCAAGUCUGGUACCCCUCAAGUAAUGCAGUUCUUGAUCAAAACAUCUGGCCUCAAUGCAUACGCUCACACAUUCUUAAUGCCAUCGGGUAAAAUGUUCCUACAAGCCAAUACUUCAUCCAUGUUGUGGGAUGCUAAUGCCAAUGUCGAAACUGCUUUGCCUGACAUGCCCAACAACGUUGUUCGCGUCUACCCAGCAUCUGGUGCGGUUGCCAUGUUACCUCUUACUCCAGCAAACAAUUAUGUCCCAACCAUCCUUUUCUGCGGUGGGCAAGACAUGCCCUCGUACAGCUACGGAGACUAUCGUUUCCCCUACGUUGAGACAUGGAAUCAACCUGCAUCCCGGGAUUGUCAGCGAAUCACUCCUGAACCCGCCGAUGGCUCAGCACCAGUCUACGUACAAGACGACAACAUGAUUGAUGGCCGUACUAUGGGCCAGUUUAUCAUCCUUCCUGAUGGAAAACUCCUUGUUGUGAAUGGUGGUUUGAACGGCACGGCUGGCUACGCUACCUCGACUCUCGUGAAUCCUGACAUGAGCACCAUGCCCUGGGGUAUGUCGCUUGCCUCUGGCCCAGUCCUCACACCAGCCAUCUACGACCCCAACGCGCCUGCAGGGAGUCGCUGGUCUAAUGCCGGUUUGCAGUCAUCCACCAUUCCCCGUCUCUACCACUCCUCCGCCAUGCUCCUUCCAGAUGCAUCCGUUAUGAUUGCAGGUUCCAACCCCAACUCUGAUGUCAAUCUGACAGCCAUCUUCCCAACAACGUACAAAAUUGAAAUAUUUUACCCGCCGUACUUUAACGCAACGAAUCGCCCAGUGCCUUCUGGCGUUCCCAAGACCAUCUCUUACGGUGGAAGCUCUUUUGACAUUACCAUCCCCUCAACUUCAUACACCGGCUCAUCGAACGAUGCUGCAGAUGCGACCAAGGUCGUUCUCAUUCGUGGAGGUUUCACAACGCACGCUAUGAACAUGGGCCAACGCUACUUGCAGCUCAACAACACGUACACAGUGAACAGUAAUGGCGCUCUCACCCUACAUGUCGCACAAGCCCCUCCCAACCCCAACAUCUUCCAACCUGGACCCGCGUUCCUCUAUGUCGUAAUGAACGGCAUCCCGAGUAACGGCACCUACGUUAUCUUGGGCAACGGUCAGAUCGGUACCCAGCCCACGUCAGCUGUGAGCACACUCCCAGAUUCCAUCCGUCUGGCAACCGCAACUGGUGGUGUGCAAGCCAGCGCAACCAGCAGCGCUACUAGCUCCGGGAAUGGGAAUGGAACCGCGUCGCACAGCUCUACGCCCUCUACUGGUACUAUUGUCGGUGGAGUCGUGGGAGGGAUCGCUAUCAUCGGCAUCCUUGGUGCCAUCGUUGCUGUCAUCCUGUCACGCCGUAGAAGAGCCGCCACGCCUCCUUCCUCGACAGCCUACGCUGACAUGGCAAUGAGCACACCCAAAGCCGGUGUCCUCGCAAGCGAUGACGCGUCCGCCUCCCUUCCCCUGCAUCAGACAGACUACAAUCACGCGUGGAACUCGAGCAGCGUCGAUUUCUCUGCUCCGUACAGGGAUGAGGCUGCAUGGCGAGGUAGCUCAGCGGGCGUGAGCAUGGAUUCGUAUGACCCCUACACGCGACCACCGAUGACGCACGCGAUGAGCGAUGCGGGCCCAAUGGGUAGGCAUUCUUAUCAACAGAGUUUCAGCUCGAUGCCUGAGACUCCACCCGCUGGCGCAGCGCCCCCAGCCGCAUAUGGUGGUGGCGGAAUCUAG